This is a messenger RNA of Heterobasidion irregulare TC 32-1, 2270 nucleotides long. RefSeq lists its product as uncharacterized. Gene Ontology annotation, cellular component: nucleus. Gene Ontology annotation, biological process: regulation of DNA-templated transcription; DNA-templated transcription. The record is from RefSeq and is a predicted model, not a curated record. The transcript is spliced from 10 exons. Lineage: Eukaryota; Fungi; Basidiomycota; Agaricomycetes; Russulales; Bondarzewiaceae. The annotation marks the transcript as partial. Gene Ontology annotation, molecular function: DNA-binding transcription factor activity, RNA polymerase II-specific; zinc ion binding; transcription cis-regulatory region binding.
CGAGAGGCGAUUACGAUAACGAGGGGGAGGAUGGAAGCGGAAGCGGGCACUUUGACCCAGGCCCCACUUCUCAAAUGGAAUGCGCACCACAUGGUCCAUCGGACGAACCCAGGCUCAAAAGGGCAUGUGUACGGUGCAGAGGUCUCAAAGUACGAUGCGAAUUCAGAGAUGACCAAGAUUCGUGUGAAAGGUGCUCAAGAGCAGCUCAGGAAUGUGUGAUCCCGGGCCGCAAAAAGAGACGUCCGCCUCCAAAGCGCGAGGUCUUACUUGAGAAGAUCCGUGACCAGGCGGCGCAGAUAGAGGAGCUAAUGUCCCAGCUGGAAUUGGUGCAGAACGCGGAUCAGCAGACGGCCCGUAUCGCCAACACGCUCACCCUUUCCUCGGUCAGCUCGCCUCGCAGUCUCACGCGGACACUAUCCACCUCAGGCGACGGAACCUCGUAUUCUCAAUCUUCUGCCCCUGAAGAGGGCCAGACAUCAAGCGAGAGCCUACAGUGGAUCGCUGAGGCACGAGAGAAACUCAUGGCCUUUGGAGGCUUCAUUGGCCUGGGCGGCGGGAAUAUCAGCCGGAAAUUAUUCACGGAAGAAGAUCCUGAGGACGAGUCCUCAAGCGAGAGUGAUUACGAUAUUCUUGUACAAGACCACACCGACAGUGAGGACGAAGCGGUGGAUAUUCGCAUGGAAGCCCCGGUUCAAGGGACACGGCCGAAAAGGCAGGACACAAGUGGGUCGAGUGGGAAGGAAAAGAUGUCGAGUAUCCCGACGGAGGCCAGCCCAUUCGGACUCAUGGCGACCCUGAGCGUGAAACAACCAAGGACAAAGCGGUCAAGCAGUGUGUCCAGCGAUAGAUCGGAUGUCGGCGUAGCUCAUGAAGACUUCUUUCGACCAACUUUCGAUCUGGAUCCGUUCAGUCCGACCAGUGAAGAGCCCACGCCACCACUCCUGAAGAAGAACAUUAUUACCCCCGCAGAGGCCGAGACAUUAUUCAAAAUAUACUUCGAUUGGAUGAACGCGUCUUGUUCCCUGUUGGACCCUAUUCUUUACACAGCUCAGAAGGUUUACAUUCGUUCCCCUUUCUUGUUCACCGUCAUCUGCGCAAUUGCAUCUCGAUAUUACGACGAGCGCCCAGACCUUUAUCCUACAGCCAUAGAGUAUGCGCGUCAAGAAGCUGGCAUAGCCUUCACGAGUGGGCCGAAGCGCGUCGAGACUGUACAGGCCUACAUCCUGCUUAGCCUAUACCCGACGCCUGUGAGGCGUUGGGAAGAAGAUCGGUGUUGGAUUUACUUGGGCCACGCUAUCCGCACUGCGCUCGACAUGAACCUGCAUCACCCUAACACCGCAAAGCCGCAGAACGAAGAACAUGCGCGCGAGAUGCUCAACCGCACCCGGACUUGGCUAAACUGCGUAAAUCUAGACAGGUCAAUGGGCUCUCAAUACGGGAAAGUGCCGGUCAUCAGGAACACGGAUUUCGUCGCGAACCAGUCAGCGACAUGGUGGAAUUCUUCGGAAUUCAAUAUGGAGAAUUUCGAUCUUCAUACAUGCGUGUACAACGCUGAAUUAAUGUGUAUGGCUGAAUUCCUGGCCGAGGUCUACAGCGACCCCAAGCAUCCCACUGGUCUCAACAAGGAGAUCAACCUGGAACGGCUCGCAAUCGAGACAGACGAUAAGUUGGAAAGACUGAGGGCCGCAUGGUUUGCUCGUCUGGACGAGACAGACAAGACGAAUGCUCAGAACCGAUAUCGUACUGGUCUGCUUAAGCUGGCGUACAGUUAUGCUCGCCUACUCACCCUUUCCUACGGAUUUCAACAUGCUUUUGGCAAGAAUGAAGCCGACGACAACCCCUUCUUGAUCAGGUGUAUUCGUGCUGCCUCUGACGUCGUGAGCGCUGUGGUAGACGACAUUGGUAUUCCGAGUCAGAGAAUCUACCUCCGGCAUGGGCCAGAAGCCCAGACGGUCUUCGUCACAUUCGGAUGCACAUUUAUGAUCAAGCUGCUCCAACCGAAAUAUACUCGCUAUAUCACUCCUGACAGACGGAAGGAGAUCACAGGCAUAGUGCAACGUGCCGUAGACUUUCUCGACUCCCCAGACAUUGCCAUCGACGAUCGACACGGUCCGCGACUCUAUUCGCGUUUUAUCAGAGGACUGUUGGCCAGCGUGAGAGACCGGCCGCCUAUUCCGCUUGUGCGACGAUCUUCCCAGCGGAAUGCAGCGAAGACAAGAGUCUCGCAAGCUGCGCCCGAAGCACCGACAAGUGCAAUGCAGAACAUACCU